Messenger RNA from Zophobas morio, 1184 nucleotides. Its product is annotated as regucalcin-like. Bases 75 to 1118 code for a protein of 347 amino acids. The transcript is spliced from 3 exons. Gene Ontology annotation, biological process: L-ascorbic acid biosynthetic process. NCBI's taxonomy places the organism in Eukaryota, Metazoa, Arthropoda, Insecta, Coleoptera, Tenebrionidae. Gene Ontology annotation, molecular function: calcium ion binding; gluconolactonase activity. The record is from RefSeq and is a predicted model, not a curated record.
UACGCAAUCUGUACAAAGUGUUCUGAUGAGAGAUAAAAUAAUACUCUACAUUCCUAUUUUAUUCAGUACAAAAAAUGGCAUCUACAGUGAUAACAUUUUUAGCGCUUGCCGUUCCCAUAUGGAGUCUACCACCACUAAUUCCCACGCAAUACCCUGGUGUCUACCAGCUUACCGAACCUGUAGAUCACGCAGAGUGUCCCAGCUGGGAUGAUAGAAACAACAUCCUUUACUACGUCAACAUCCACGACGGGCAAGUCUACAGAUACGAUUAUGAACAAGGAACUGUCAAUUACAUUACCCUUGACGGUGAAGUCGCUCCAGUUAUUCCUUCCAAAAGAGACCCGAACCUCCUAAUAGUAGGUUUAGGUAGAUCAGUCGCUGCCGUGGAAUGGGAUGGAGUCUCCGACCCUAGUGAGACCCGAAUUUUGGCAGCUCUAGCUCCCGAUUUUCCUACUAGUAGGGUCAACGACGGCAAAGCUGACAAACAAGGCCGCUUGUGGAUCGGUACCAUGGGCUACGAAGGUCCUGAUGGUUUGACUCCAGACGAAGGAAUUUUAUACCAGGUGACCUGCGACAAUCUAGACUCCCCCUUAGUUGAAAUCGCUCCCGUUAAUAUAAGCAAUGGUCUCGCCUGGAAUGCUGCCAACGACAAGUUCUACUACAUAGACUCACCAAGCUUUCUAAUUGUCGAAUACUCCUACAACGACGAAACUGGUGAAAUCAGUGAUCGCAGGGUUGUUUUCGACCGAACCGCCCACGAUCUCCUGGGAGAUCCGGAUGGGAUGACCAUUGACGAAGACGACAAUCUGUGGGUAGCGUUGUAUGGUGGAGGUCGUGUUAUCAAAAUUGAUUCUUCAAACGGUGAUCUUUUGGAGAUCGUACCUCUUCCAGCUUUAGAUGUGACUUCAGCCAUAUGGGGAGGACCGGAUUUGGAUAUUCUUUACGUGACGACUUCUAGGGUUAGUCUGACAGAUGAGCAAAAGUUGGAACAGCCGGCUGCUGGAGCUGUGUUUGCUAUAGUAAAUUUGGGAACAAAGGGACGUCCUACUUUCGAAGUAGAUCUACUGGGCUCGAUUGACGAUGAGACUUGUGGUGCCAAGAAGGUAUUGCGUGAGUAAGAAUGGACAAGGUUGUAGUGAAUUGCAAUAUAUUAAAAAAAAAUAAUACAAAUUUAGUGAAGUAUA